CUUUCUUUCUUCUUCUUCUUCUUCAUAUGGUCUCCAACAAAGAAUCAAUCCCUCCUUGAUUUCUGGCCCCCUCAUUCUCUUCAAUCUUCCACAAACACCCUACACAUAUAAAUUCACAGCUUGCUCCACUACUUGUUGCAUUUGAAUCGUUCUGUAAACGUAUUGAAUACAGGGACAGAGAGAGAGAGAGAGAGAAGAAGGAAUGCGAACUUCUUUUCUUGCCGGAAAUCCGGUGAAUUUGACUAUAUCCGCCACCGUCGCCGUCGCCAUAGUAUUGUUGCAGGCUUUUGUUCUUUGUGGGUUUCCCACAACUCUUACGUUGGAGAGAGCUUUCCCCACGAACCAUCUGCUUGAAUUGAAUCAACUCAGAUACAGAGAUAGUUUAAGACACCAUAGAAUCUUGCAGCAACAAUCUUCUGUAGCAAGUGUUGUUGAUUUCCCUGUUCAAGGAACUUAUGAUCCUUAUCGUGUUGGGCUAUAUUUCACAAGAGUCCAAUUGGGUUCUCCUCCAAAAGAAUAUUAUGUACAAAUCGAUACCGGAAGCGAUGUGUUGUGGGUUAGUUGCAAUUCUUGCAAUGGCUGCCCUAGAUCCAGUGGACUCCAAAUUCCAAUUCAGUUCUAUGAUCCUUCAAGCUCUUCAACAGCUUCUUUGAUCUCUUGUUCAGACCAACGAUGUUCUUUAGGAACCCAAUCGUCUGAUUCCGGGUGUUCGGGUUCAAAUAAUCAGUGCAGUUAUACAUUUCAGUAUGGAGAUGGUAGUGGGACAUCAGGUUAUUAUGUAUCUGAUCUAAUCCAUUUGGAUACAAUUGUUGGGGAUUCAACAUCAUCAAAUGCUUCAGCAUCUAUUGUAUUUGGUUGUAGCACGUCUCAGACCGGGGACUUGACCAAAUCUGAUAGAGCCGUUGAUGGAAUCUUUGGGUUUGGUCAGCAAGGUCUAUCUGUAAUCGCGCAACUUUCUUCACAAGGGAUAGCCCCGGAUGCAUUCUCUCAUUGUCUUGUUGGAAAUGGUGGGGGAGGCGGAAUUUUGGUUCUUGGUCAGAUAGUCGAGCCAAAUAUGGUCUAUACUCCACUUAUUCCGUCACAGCCACAUUACAACUUAAAUCUACUUAGCAUUUCUGUCAAUGGACAAACAUUAUCCAUCGAUCCUGCAAUGUUUGCAACAUCAGGCAGCCGAGGAGGAACCAUAAUUGAUUCUGGAACUACUCUUGCUUACCUUGCUGAAGAGGCUUACGAUCCUUUCGUGAAUGCUAUUACGCAGUCUGUUUCACAGUCUGUCCAGCCUCUUAUAUCGAAAGGGAAUCAGUGUUAUCUAAUUACCGCAAGUACGCCUGAGAUAUUUCCGACAGUAAGUUUGAACUUUGCUGGUGGGGCUUCAAUGAUCUUAAGACCACAGGACUAUCUACUGCAACAGAACUCGGUGGGCGGGGCUGCAGUGUGGUGCAUCGGCUUUCAGAAAAUUCGAGGCCAAGGAAUUACAAUUCUAGGAGAUCUUGUUUUGAAAGACAGGAUUGUUGUUUAUGAUCUGGGUGGUCAGCGGAUUGGUUGGGCGAAUUACGACUGUACGUCAUCCGUGAAUGUGUCGACGACCUCAAGUGGUGGUAGAAGUGAAUACGUGAACGCCGGUCAGAUUGGCGGCAGCCGUUCAUUGCGAAAUACACGUUACGAGCUCAUAUCGAUCGUCGUUGUGGCAUUGGUGCUACAGUUAUCUGUAAUUGCUUGUUUUUCCUAGUAAACACUCAGAUUGUUGAAAUUUGGUAGAGUUGCAUUCUUUUUGUAUGUAUAGUGGAAAAAGGGAACUAAGUGCCCAAUAACAUUAUCCAUGUAAGAGCAAAGAAGCUAAUUGGAAUUGAGAUUUAUACAUA
This is a messenger RNA of Cynara cardunculus var. scolymus (artichoke), 1862 nucleotides long. Its product is annotated as aspartic proteinase-like protein 2. The record is from RefSeq and is a predicted model, not a curated record. Gene Ontology annotation, molecular function: aspartic-type endopeptidase activity. Lineage: Eukaryota; Viridiplantae; Streptophyta; Magnoliopsida; Asterales; Asteraceae. The coding region runs from base 203 to 1729 and encodes 508 amino acids. Gene Ontology annotation, biological process: proteolysis. The transcript has 10 exons.